GAAGAGGGGCUGGGCUGGGGCCUGACCAGCCGUCUCUGUCUUCGAGGCUGCUAUGACCAGCGGGCGAGACACCCUCCGCAGCUCCGCGCAGCGCUAGUCGCGGCCGUGCGCCCGCUGUAGCCGUCUGGGUCCCCAGCGUCGCAGCUUCCGCGGCCCCCUCGGCUCUGCCAGGCGAGGCAGAGGCAGGAUGAAGAUGACUGUGGAUUUCGAGGAGUGUCUGAAGGACUCGCCCCGCUUCAGGGCUGCUUUGGAAGAAGUAGAAGGAGAUGUGUCAGAAUUGGAACUAAAGCUUGAUAAGCUUGUGAAACUUUGUAUUGCAAUGAUUGAUACUGGAAAAGCCUUUUGUGUUGCAAAUAAACAGUUCAUGAAUGGGAUUCGAGACCUGGCUCAGUAUUCUAGUAAUGAUGCUGUAGUUGAGACAAGUUUGACCAAGUUUUCCGAUAGUCUUCAAGAAAUGAUCAAUUUUCAUACGAUCCUGUUUGACCAAACUCAGAGAUCAAUUAAGGCACAGCUUCAGAACUUUGUUAAAGAAGAUCUUAGAAAAUUCAAAGAUGCCAAGAAACAAUUUGAAAAAGUCAGUGAAGAAAAAGAAAAUGCAUUAGUAAAAAAUGCCCAAGUACAAAGAAACAAACAGCACGAAGUUGAAGAAGCCACAAACAUUCUGACAGCAACAAGAAAAUGUUUUCGACACAUAGCGCUUGACUAUGUACUUCAGAUUAAUGUUCUUCAAUCAAAAAGGAGAUCAGAAAUCCUAAAAUCAAUGUUAUCCUUUAUGUAUGCUCAUUUGGCCUUCUUUCAUCAAGGAUAUGAUCUGUUUAGUGAACUUGGGCCCUACAUGAAGGAUCUUGGAGCACAGUUGGAUCGACUGGUUGUGGAUGCAGCAAAGGAGAAAAGAGAGAUGGAGCAAAAACAUUCCACCAUUCAACAAAAGGAUUUCUCCAGUGAUGAUUCUAAGUUAGAAUAUAAUGUAGAUGCUGCAAAUGGCAUUGUUAUGGAAGGAUAUCUGUUCAAACGAGCCAGCAAUGCCUUCAAAACUUGGAACAGGAAAAAGCCCGAUCAUAUCAGACGCUGGUUUUCAAUACAGAAUAAUCAGUUGGUUUACCAGAAAAAGUUUAAGGAUAACCCCACUGUAGUAGUUGAAGAUCUCAGGCUUUGUACAGUGAAACAUUGUGAAGAUAUAGAACGAAGAUUCUGUUUUGAGGUGGUCUCUCCAACAAAAAGUUGUAUGCUCCAGGCAGAUUCUGAAAAGCUGCGCCAGGCAUGGAUUAAGGCUGUUCAGACCAGUAUUGCUACUGCUUAUAGAGAGAAGGGUGAUGAAUCAGAGAAGCUGGAUAAGAAAUCAUCUCCAUCCACAGGAAGCCUAGAUUCUGGAAAUGAGUCAAAAGAGAAAUUAUUGAAAGGAGAAAGUGCGCUGCAGCGGGUCCAGUGUAUCCCUGGCAAUGCCAGCUGUUGUGAUUGUGGUCUGGCAGAUCCGCGGUGGGCCAGCAUCAACUUGGGCAUCACCUUGUGUAUUGAGUGCUCUGGGAUUCACCGGAGUCUCGGGGUCCAUUUUUCAAAAGUACGAUCUUUAACUUUAGACACCUGGGAGCCUGAGCUUUUAAAGCUUAUGUGUGAGCUGGGAAAUGAUGUUGUAAAUCGAGUUUAUGAAGCUAAAGUUGAAAAAAUGGGAAUAAAGAAACCACAGCCAGGACAAAGACAGGAGAAAGAGGCAUAUAUCAGAGCAAAAUAUGUGGAGAGAAAAUUUGUGGAUAAAUAUUCUAUGUCAUCAUCAACUCCUGAGCAGGAAAAAAGGAUUGUCUCCAAAAGUUGUGAAGAAAAGAGGCUGAGCAUUUCUAAACUUGGGCCUGGUGACCAAGUCAGAGCAUCUGCCCAAAGUUCAGUCAAAAGUAAUGACAGCGGAAUUCAGCAGAGCUCUGAUGAUGGAAGAGAAUCUUUACCCUCCAUGGUAUCAGCCAAUAGUUUAUAUGAACCUGAAGGAGAGAGGCAAGAUUCUUCUGUGUUUCUCGACUCUAAACAUCUUAAUCCAGGACUUCAGCUUUAUAGGGCUUCAUAUGAAAAAAAUCUUCCUAAAAUGGCUGAGGCUUUGGCUCAUGGUGCAGAUGUGAACUGGGCUAAUUCAGAGGAAAACAAAGCAACACCACUGAUUCAGGCUGUUUUAGGGGGCUCUUUGGUGACAUGUGAGUUCCUCCUACAGAAUGGUGCUAAUGUGAACCAAAGAGAUGUCCAAGGACGGGGACCACUGCACCAUGCCACCGUCUUAGGGCACACAGGGCAAGUGUGUUUAUUCCUAAAACGAGGUGCCAAUCAACAUGCCACUGAUGAAGAAGGGAAAGAUCCUUUGAGUAUAGCUGUGGAAGCAGCCAAUGCUGAUAUAGUAACCCUGUUACGUUUAGCAAGAAUGAAUGAAGAGAUGCGGGAAUCAGAAGGACUUUAUGGACAGCCAGGUGAUGAAACUUACCAGGACAUUUUUCGUGAUUUUUCCCAAAUGGCAUCCAAUAAUCCAGAGAAACUAAAUCGUUUCCAGCAAGAUUCACAGAAAUUCUGAUUUUUUUAAGAAGGGAAAACUAUGAAAUCUGGUAACCCCCUAAUGGAUACAGCUGAAAACUCACAAUUUUUACUGCUUUUAUUCUACUUACUUAAUUUUGAUAGAUAUUGAAUG
Cynocephalus volans (Philippine flying lemur) is the source of this 2659-nucleotide messenger RNA. It is a transcript of the gene ACAP2, whose product is annotated as ArfGAP with coiled-coil, ankyrin repeat and PH domains 2. The transcript has 24 exons. Gene Ontology annotation, molecular function: protein binding; GTPase activator activity. The record is from RefSeq and is a predicted model, not a curated record. The coding region runs from base 188 to 2545 and encodes 785 amino acids. Gene Ontology annotation, cellular component: endosome membrane; cytoplasm. Lineage: Eukaryota; Metazoa; Chordata; Mammalia; Dermoptera; Cynocephalidae.